Messenger RNA from Beauveria bassiana ARSEF 2860, 1254 nucleotides. Its product is annotated as zinc-binding dehydrogenase. Gene Ontology annotation, biological process: fatty acid metabolic process. The record is from RefSeq and is a predicted model, not a curated record. Lineage: Eukaryota; Fungi; Ascomycota; Sordariomycetes; Hypocreales; Cordycipitaceae. Gene Ontology annotation, molecular function: trans-2-enoyl-CoA reductase (NADPH) activity. Bases 1 to 1254 code for a protein of 417 amino acids. The transcript is spliced from 2 exons. Gene Ontology annotation, cellular component: mitochondrion.
AUGGUAUGCACAAGUACUCGACCGCUCGCAGCUGGACUCCUCUCACGGAUACUGCGGCUAUCAGCGACUUUCAAUGCAUCUCGACUUCCCGUCAUCGCCAGACGAUGCAAAUCCGGUCCUUACGGCUACACGCAAGCCAAAGCGCUCGUCUUCACUAAAUAUGGCGAGCCGUCUGAUGUUCUCAAACUUCACACUCACUCAAUAUCCCCCUCAAUCCCGCAAUCUUCUGUCCUUGUCCGUUCCCUCGCCGCGCCGAUCAAUCCAGCCGACAUAAAUACUAUACAGGGCACAUACGGCUCAAAACCCACAUUCACUUCGCUAAUUGGUACUGCCGAGCCAUCAGUCACGCCAGGAAGUGAAGGAGCCUUCGAAGUCGUGUCCGUUGGCGGUGCUUUCAGUGAGCUUCGAAAGGGUGAUUGGGUCAUUCCGGCUGUCUCGCAAAUAGGAACGUGGCGAACACAUGCUGUGUUUGACUCAAAACAGCUUCUCAGGGUUGACCGGGAAUGCUUGACACCGAUCCAGGUAGCAACUGUCAGCGUCAAUCCAUGCUCUGCUUACAAAAUGCUUCGCUGCUAUGGCCCCAGUGCCGGGUUCAAGUCUGGACUGGGAAUGAAACCUCUUGAUGUGGGCAGUGGGCAAUGGUUCAUCCAGAAUGGUGCUAAUUCUGGUGUCGGGAGGGCUGCAAUCCAGUUUGGCAAACUUUGGGGCCUGAGAAGCAUCAACGUAGUCCGCGACCGAGACUCCUCCGAGGCGACUGAGUCUCUCAAGCACAAUCUUCAUGCAUUGGGGGCUGAUGUCGUUGUUACCGAAUCUCAAUUUUUAUCACGCGAAUGGAAAGAUCAGCUUGCGGACAUUACGCGGAACGGCCGCGACAGCAUCGGGCUUGCUCUCAACUGUGUUGGAGGCAAGUCGGCCACGACUCUUGCGAGGGCUUUAGGUAAAGGCGGUACUUUGGUCUCAUAUGGAGGCAUGUCCAGGCAGCCUAUUACUCUUCCCGUUGGACUCUUGAUCUUCAAAGAUAUUCGUUUUGUCGGAUUCUGGCUUUCCACUUGGAAUGAGCGUGAUGUGCUGGGUAAGAAGCACAUGGUUGAUGAUAUCCUUGACAUGAUGCGCCAAGAUAAAUUUUCCGAUGUUCCCAUCGAGGAGGUCCCAUGGAACUGGGACACUGAGGAGAAGCAGCUUCAAGACGCUGUGCAGUCCGGACUUGCUGGGUUCAGAUCCGGGAAAGGUGUCUUUUUAUUUGGCGAGACAUGA